AUGCGUGUGGGUGGAGAGACCAGCGCGCCACGUGGAAAACGAAACCGCGAGUGUGGGUGGGGUAGAGAGGAGGGAGAGGAGGACCGGUCUUCGGGCGUGCAGGUCUCCGAGUCCGGCAGCAUUGUCCCUGACGCCGGCACACGUGCCCUAUCUGAUGUCCUCCAGUUUGUCGAGCAGAUCGAGGCGUACUACGUCCUCGCAAACAACUCCACCCCAGAGCACAACCUCGUCAGCACAGCACAAGAAAUUGCACAGGAGCACAACCUGCGGAACUUGCAGGCCAAGGUGGCGGAGGUGUACACCAACGUGCUGGAGAGCUUUGCAAAGAAGGAAGGCCUGUUCCGCAUGCACAUGAUGGGCAAGCGGGUGAACCAAGCAUGCCGUAUCGUCAUCUCACCCGACUACUUGCUGGAGCCAAACGAGGUGCUACUGCCCCGCCCCUUCGCCCGCGCGUUGACCUUCCCGGAGCUGGUGUGCAGCUACUCACCAGCGCGCAUGCUGUUCCUCAAGCGGUGCGUCAUGAACGGCCCAGAUAUGUAUCCCGGCGCCACUCACCUGGAAAUUACCCUGACCAGCGGUGAGACGCACUUCGAGGACUUGCACGUGCCAGAACUGAUUCGGGGGCAGCACGCCAUGAAGUACUUUGCGAUGGCCCAUACCGGCUCCCCCACGGUCCACCGGCAUAUCCUCGAUGGCCACCACCUCAUCUUCAAUCACCAGUCGACCCUGCUCAAGGAAUCCCUGACGCGCUAA
Messenger RNA from Leishmania braziliensis MHOM/BR/75/M2904, 753 nucleotides. Its product is annotated as DNA-directed RNA polymerase I largest subunit. Gene Ontology annotation, biological process: DNA-templated transcription. The record is from RefSeq and is a predicted model, not a curated record. The transcript has a single exon. Gene Ontology annotation, molecular function: DNA-directed RNA polymerase activity; DNA binding. Gene Ontology annotation, cellular component: RNA polymerase I complex. Lineage: Eukaryota; Euglenozoa; Kinetoplastea; Trypanosomatida; Trypanosomatidae. Bases 1 to 753 code for a protein of 250 amino acids.